UAGACUUGUUUAGUACAAAUUGAAAUCGCGAACAAAAUGCCAGACAACGCAACAGAUAUGGAAUUUAAUGUCGACGAGCUGGAGGCUCCGUCUUGGCUGAAUUCCCAGUUCAUACAAAAAGUUCUCAGCGACUUUGAGGAGUCACCGGAAUUGAUGGUCACCGAUCUGAAAAUUACUCCCGCAAGUGCCCAGGGAGAUCACUAUGCCAGCGUCAUGUUCCGCACCACAGUGGAUUACUCUACCUCGAAGGGAAGGUUCUCCAAGCCGCUGAUUAUCAAGACAAUGCCGGAGCAGGAGGGCCACAAGAAGGAUAUGCUCUCGGAGUCACAUCUAUUCUCAACAGAGAUCGGCAUGUACACCAAAGUCCUGCCAGAGUUCGAGAGAAUACUGCAAAAGGCGGGAGAUAAUACCAAACUCUAUGUACCCUGCCUCUAUCACAGCUUAGAGCCUCGUCAGGUGUUGAUUUUCGAGGAUCUGGUGCCUCAGGGAUACGCCGUGAUCCGGGGUCGUCCUGUCACGGAGGAGGAGCUGAGAUUUGUCUACACCAAGCUGGCCAAAUUGCAUGCGGUCAGCAUGAAGGUUAUGAAUGAGCAACCCGACUUCUUAAAGGAGUUUCAGUAUGGCUUAAUUGAGAUGCCCACCCUCAUGCAGGAUCCCAUGGUCACAACAGGAAUGGCUAACUUCCUGAAUUUCCUGGACAAGACACCGGAAUUCAACAAAUACAAGCCGUACUUCGAGAAGCUUAAGGAUAAUUGCAUAGAUAAAAUGGCUGAUGUGUUGACAGAGUACAGGAAGAACUUCCAACCAGAUGGAUACUACGUGUUAUGUCAUGGGGACUUCCAUCUCAGGAACAUGAUGUUCCGGCACAAUAAGGACACUUCGGCCUACGAGGACGUUAUGCUGGUGGACUUCCAGAUCAGCAACCUAUCUCCCAUUACCGUGGACCUGAUCUACUCUAUCUAUAUGCUGAUGGAGCCGGAGCAGCGAUGGGAUCUGGGCAAAAAUCUAAUCAAUCACUACUUCUCCGUUUUGGAGGAAACCCUUAAGAAGGUGGGCUACAAGGCAAAGAUGCCCACGCAGGCUGGUCUCUGGGAGCAAAUGCGACGCCACAAGUACUACGACUUCGCUCUCAUGGCCACCUUUCUGCCCAUGAUUCUGGCUAUCAAGCAGAGUACUGCGAAAAUGCAUGACAUUAUUCAGGAUAACGAAACCAGAAAGAAAGCCUACUUCUCUGAAUUCUACUUGGAAGAUUUAAAGCAUCUUCUACCGAAAUACGAGGAAAUGGGUUUCUUCAAAGACCUGUAAAUAUGUGUAAGUCCAUAAAUGACACACAUUUGACUUAUGUCAGAUGCGGUAAAAACAGGUUUCUGGCUGAGCCGAUGUUAGCUAAUUGUUUUUGUACGCGCGCCAUAAAGCUCUUCAUAGUUAUCUUAUCUUAACUAUAAGUAUGCAGUAUAUAGAUUGAUAUUUCAUAAUAAGCAACGUAAUUGAUAGGAUAAGUUGUUUUAUAAAUAAGUCUUUA
Drosophila serrata is the source of this 1522-nucleotide messenger RNA. RefSeq lists its product as uncharacterized. The record is from RefSeq and is a predicted model, not a curated record. Lineage: Eukaryota; Metazoa; Arthropoda; Insecta; Diptera; Drosophilidae.